CUUCGUUGUCACUUGAACAGGGAAGUAACGCUAGUAGGCAGGGCUCACACACACAGCCUCCACUGUUGUCUGCUGUGAGUGUGUGUGUAAAGGCUGUACCCUGUCGUCGGGUUUGGUCCAGGGUUUAACCGCCGGGUUUAUCUCCUCUCGUUAACGGACUUUAGAAGAUGACGUCAAACAUCCCCCUCUCUCGCUCGGAGGUUUUUGGGGAGCUGAGGAAGGAGCUGCAUGAAGACAAAGAGUUCCGUCAGUCCGACGCUCACGUCUUCAUCAUCAUGGGAGCCUCGGGGGAUCUGGCUAAGAAGAAAAUCUACCCAACUCUAUGGUGGUUGUACAGAGACGGCCUCCUCCCUGAGCAGACAUAUUUUGUUGGGUUUGCUCGCUCUGACUUGACAGUUGAUGCCAUCCGGAAGAACUGCAUGCCUUACCUGAAGGUGACGGAUAAAGACGCAGAGCGGUUGUCAGCCUUCUUCAGCAGGAACACAUACAUCAGUGGUAAAUAUGCAGAUGACAGUUCCUUCUCCAAACUCGACACACACAUCCUGUCUCUGCCCGGAGGACCCGAGGCAAACCGUCUCUUCUACCUGGCGCUGCCGCCCACCGUCUACCACGAUGUUACCAAGAACAUCAGGCACUGCUGUAUGAGCACAAAAGGCUGGAACAGGGUAAUUGUAGAGAAGCCGUUUGGACACGACCUUCAGAGCUCCGAAGAGCUGUCCACUCACCUCUCCUCCCUCUUCACUGAAGAACAAAUCUACCGUAUAGAUCACUACCUGGGCAAAGAAAUGGUGCAGAACCUCAUGGUGCUCAGGUUUGGGAACCGAAUCUUCGGGCCGAUCUGGAACAGGGACAGUGUGGCCUGUGUGGUUCUCACCUUUAAAGAGCCAUUUGGCACUCAGGGACGAGGAGGAUACUUUGAUGAUUUUGGCAUCAUUCGCGAUGUCAUGCAGAACCACUUGCUCCAGAUGCUCUGCCUGGUUGCCAUGGAGAAACCAGCUUCCACCAGCUCGGAUGAUGUUAGGGAUGAAAAGGUGAAGGUGCUGAAGUGCAUCACUCCAGUGUCCAUGUCAGACGUGGUGCUGGGUCAGUAUGUGGGGGAUCCAGAGGGUGAGGGAGAUGCUAAACUGGGUUAUCUUGAUGAUACCACAGUUCCUAAAGGAUCAACUCAGGCCACCUUCGCCGCUGUUGUGCUCUACGUCCACAACGAACGCUGGGAUGGUGUUCCUUUCAUCCUUCGCUGUGGAAAAGCUCUGAAUGAGAGGAAAGCUGAGGUGCGGCUGCAGUUCACAGAUGUCCCAGGGGACAUUUUUGACAAUCAGUGUCGCAGGAAUGAGCUAGUGGUGCGUGUGCAGCCCAACGAGGCCGUCUACGCCAAAAUGAUGAGCAAGAAACCCGGCGUCUACUUCAGCCCUGAGGAAACCGAGCUGGACCUCACCUACAAGAGCAGAUACAAGGAUGUGAAGCUUCCAGACGCUUACGAGCGUCUCAUCCUGGACGUCUUCUGUGGGAGUCAGAUGCACUUUGUGCGCAGUGAUGAAUUAAGGGAAGCAUGGAGGAUCUUCACACCUCUUCUUCAUCACAUAGACAAAGAGAAGCCCAAACCUAUUCCUUACAAAUAUGGAAGCCGUGGCCCAGCAGAAGCAGAUGACCUCGCAAAGAGAGUUGGAUUCCGCUAUGAAGGCACUUACAAAUGGGUCAACCCUCACAAACUGUGAGUUGUGAUAAGAUGAGGGAGGAGUAGAGAUAGGGCAGUAGGAAGGGUGCAGCAGGGUGAGUGAGCCAUGUCGUGUUCCAACGCUGGAGUGUCUUUUGUGGAAGGAGGCGUUUCCACUAUGUGGAUCCAUCACAGUAGCAGAAACAGGCUAUUAUUUCUCAGGUAUGGCAGUAAUUUGUUUGAGCCAGUUCAUCAGACAUUCAAGACACAAGAGAAUAAUACCAGAUUUAGUGGUAGUUUUUUUUUUUUUUUUUAAUUCAUUCACAGAAAUCUUCCAUUUUGAGAGGUGGGACCAAGUCAGUUGGAGCGGGAACAAAAAAAUCUGAACCAAGACAUUAUUGUGAACAAAAUAACUGUCUGAUGAACUGGCUCCAUGUCCCUGUCUCUAUUAAUUAGGUCUUAAUUUGUCAGGAUGGUAAAUGGAAUAACUGAGUACCGAGAGCGGAGCAACAACGAAACACUCAGCUGAGUCAUGCUCACUCAGUGUAAGCACUGUACCAAAGAUGGUAACGGAACAACAGGAAUGAUUGUUCACCAGCUGUCGCUCUUAAUAAUUGUGAUUGUAAUACCAUUAUGCUUUGACUGCAGCUAUUAAUCACUCUUAGUGGAACUUACUCUUACAACCUGCGCACGCUCUUUUGGCGUCCUCUGUAAGAUACGUAGACCCUGUGGUUUACAAAGGGCAAUGCGGGCAGUUUCUUUUAGAAGCAUUCGUACUGGAAUAGUCUUAAGUGUUCUUACGGACAAAGAAAACAAGCUCUCUGUCUUGUUUUAGUAGCCUCCCUCUGAGCUUUAUUCCCUCUUUGUUUACAUUUUUUUUCCAGGUUUAUUUAAGUUACUCAUGUUCAUUCCAUAUUUCAAAGUAUACGGACAGCAGCGGUGUCUACCACAGGUCAACAGUGAAUGUCUUUGUAAUGACGUGCUGAAUACUGCUGUUACUGCACACUCACAUGUAAUGCUAGCUACAUUUCCACUACUUGUAAUAAACUAGUUUUGCUUCUCUGUAAA
Molecule: messenger RNA, 2722 nt
Organism: Epinephelus fuscoguttatus (brown-marbled grouper)
Lineage: Eukaryota; Metazoa; Chordata; Actinopteri; Perciformes; Serranidae
Gene: g6pd
Product: glucose-6-phosphate dehydrogenase
Exons: 13
Coding region: 168-1715 (515 amino acids)
Biological process (GO): pentose-phosphate shunt, oxidative branch; glucose metabolic process
Cellular component (GO): cytosol
Molecular function (GO): glucose-6-phosphate dehydrogenase activity; NADP binding
Source: RefSeq, a predicted model, not a curated record